Austrofundulus limnaeus is the source of this 1985-nucleotide messenger RNA. RefSeq names its product family with sequence similarity 210 member B (gene mims2). The coding region runs from base 151 to 972 and encodes 273 amino acids. The transcript is spliced from 3 exons. NCBI's taxonomy places the organism in Eukaryota, Metazoa, Chordata, Actinopteri, Cyprinodontiformes, Rivulidae. Gene Ontology annotation, cellular component: mitochondrion. The record is from RefSeq and is a predicted model, not a curated record.
GUGGGGGUGAGGAGGGCACAGGGCAGUAUGUUUACUCACAUCUACGAUUAGUUCCUCCAGAUCCCGCUCCGAGCUUCGCUUUGGUUCCUUCAGCCGGACUCUGAAACCAGACUCGCCCGGGGAGGAGGAGGAGGAGGAGGCGUCUUCACCAUGCUUGCGUGUCGCUCGGUGAGGCUGUCUGCGGCGGCUUUCAGGAUUCCGGGCUCGUUGGGUUUUCGGGUCAAAGAACCGAGAGGGGACGUGACCCUGACGUUUCGGCGGCACCGGUUCUCCCCUUUGCGCGGCCCGGAACAGCCGCGAGCGCACCUGGAGACGAGAAUCCCGGAGCUCCCGAGAGUCCCGGACCGGGACGCGUCGGCUGCUUUUGUAACCGCAGACUGGCGGCAUCCGAACCGGGUGACCGCGAGGCUGCUGCUGGACGCCUCGCGCGCUCACAGCAGAGGAGGCGCGAGGAGCAGGAGUGUUUUGUUUACAGGUACCACCUUCAGCAUGCAGAGCAGAGCUGCGUCCACAAAUACAGCCACGAAGAAGAGCGAGGCUGACGACAACAAAGAGUUUGUUCAUGAGCUCCAGGAGGCCUCGACUACCUCAACCACAGAAAAGAGUCCGGAGGACAAACCGGAGCCACAGGAAGGAAAACUCAACAAAACCCAGCAGCUAAAGAAAGUCUUCAAAGAGUACGGAGCGGUGGGAGUUUCCUUUCAUAUUGGGAUCUCUCUGGUGUCUCUGGGAAUGUUCUACCUCCUUAUAUCCAGUGGGAUCGACUUGGCGGCCAUCCUGUGCAAACUGGGCUUCAGCGAGGCCGUGGUUCAGUCCACAAUGGUGGCUGGAACCAGCGCGUUUGUCCUGGCCUACGCCGUCCACAAGCUCUUCGCUCCCGUUCGCAUCAGCAUCACGCUGGUGUCGGUUCCUAUCAUCGUCCGCUUCUUGAGAAAGACUGGACUCUUUAAACCGCCCACGCCCGCUCCCUGAUGUCUCUGUUCUGCCGCCGCCUCGUGAAACACACGGGAUGGCCGUAAUUAAAAUGUCUGUAUAGAAAUGUGCUCUUUCGCCUCCUCUUUGAUGCAUCUCAUGUUUACGCUUUGUGAAUUCAGGUGAAAAUAUCUUCAUGUUGCUAAUUCCUGGUGUAAAAGAAUCAAACUCUUAUUGUAUUAAAGUUGAAGAUGCAUUUURGGAUCAUGUCUUAAUAUUUAUGCAUUUUUAAUUUAAGUAGAAAUUGAAAAACUAAGUUUUAAAGUUUUAUUUUGGAGCUUUUGCACCUGGCAGUCCCCCCCACUUUUCUUGACCUUUUUGUGCCACCCAGAUGUUAUGUUUGGGCCUUAAUGGGUCGAUGCAGUGAGGGUCUCCCAUGGGAUUAAAGGGGAAAAAGCUGAUUCAUGUUCUGGUUUUCUGUGAGUCAAAGUCUUUGUUUUAUACGUUUUCUCUUUCUUUCCUUUACCUCUCCCACAUCCUCCUCCUGCUGUUUUCCUUUUUCAGUUAUGCUAAAAAUGCUACAACUCAAGUAUUGAUCUCUUAUUAAAACUUAGCUUUCAGUGUUUUAGAUAAGAAUUUUGGGGUUUUGAAGUUUUCAGACCUUGUUGAUCCUGUUAAACUGUUGGACAUUUUAUUUUUGGAGUAAAACAAAGCCUGGAUUACAAACUUACCAGGCUUGUAAGACUUAAUUUAAUCUUUGUCUUAAUUUUGUAAUUAAAUAAAAAAAUUAAUUAUUAAAAACAUUAAAUUACUGUGUGACGUAAACUACUUUCCCCUUGAUUCAGUGCGAUCCAGAGUAUUUUUCCUGAUUGUUUUGGUUUGAUUGACAGUUCUGCUUCACUCUGUCAUGUCGCUUCCAGUUUUCUCAGGCUGCUCUCUACCUGCCUUACUUAAAAACAAAACCAGCUUUUUCAGAGCCUUGACCUACAAACUGAAGACCAGCUUGUACAAAAGAUUAAAUAUACUCAUGUUCCUCUGUGUAUUCAAAUCAAAAUAAAUUAUGGUUGUCGCAA